Molecule: messenger RNA, 930 nt
Organism: Schizosaccharomyces osmophilus
Lineage: Eukaryota; Fungi; Ascomycota; Schizosaccharomycetes; Schizosaccharomycetales; Schizosaccharomycetaceae
Gene: tho3
Product: THO complex subunit Tho3
Exons: 7
Coding region: 1-930 (309 amino acids)
Biological process (GO): mRNA export from nucleus
Cellular component (GO): THO complex part of transcription export complex
Molecular function (GO): protein binding
Source: RefSeq, a predicted model, not a curated record
AUGAGCUCCUCGAUUAUAGAGCCAGUUCCAAACUUCUCAGAGCUAAGGACUCGCGACCUACACGGUCACCAAGGUUCAGUUCGGUCACUAUCAUGGAAUGUUUCAGGCCAUCGUCUCGCAACUUCUUCUAAUGAUAGCACAGUUCGUAUUUGGAAUCUGGAUCGCUUAGACUUUAAAUUCUCAACGGAAUUGGGAUCGCGUAGCAAUGGAUUAGUAGAACAAGUAAUUUGGGAUCCAACUCAUUCGGACCGGCUAAUGACCGUGUACUCUGGAAAAAUGAUACGUUUUUGGGACUAUCGGAGUGCUAAACCCAUCGCAGAAAUCCAGAGUGAUUACAACAACAUUUACGGAAGUUGGAGCCCUUCUGGUCGCUAUUGCUGCGUUGGAAGUCGGGAUGAUAUGCUCUCUUUUAUUGAUGCUAGGGAAUGGCAGAUUAUGCAAACAUUCCAGCAACCUUGUGAGACGAAUGAAUGCUGUUGGUCCUUUAGCGAAGAUUUACUGUACAUGACUACCGGUUUAGGCACUGUGCAAAUUAUUCAAUGGCCAUCUCUUCAACGAGUAUAUGAAAUUAAUGCACAUACUUCAAAUUGCUAUUGUAUAGAUAUUAGUCCUGACAAUGAGCGGAUAGCUAUUGGUGGUGCAGACGCGAUUGUUACAUUAUGGGAUACUGAUGAAUGGAUAUGCCAAAAUUCCAUAACCAGAUCAACAUAUCCGAUCCGCUCUCUGGGUUUUAGUUUUGAUGGUCGCUUUCUGGCGAGUGGAUCCGAAGAUCGCUAUAUCGAUAUUGCGGAUACACUUACUGGUGAACAAAUUUGGAAGCAACCGACGAACGGUCCUUUAAAUAAACUUGCUUGGAAUCCUACAAAACAUGUUUUGGCAUAUGCUUUUACCGAACCUACUAGCAGUGGCUUAAAAAUUUUUGGAAUAUAA